UUGAUGGGGAACAGGACAGGAGUGACAGAGUUCAUCCUCCUGGGACUAACCAAUGUCCCAGAACUGCAAGUCCCUCUCUUUGUAAUGUUCAUGCUCAUCUACUUCACUACUGUGGUUGGAAACUUGGGGAUGAUCAUGUUGAUCCUGCUGGACUCUCAUCUCCACACUCCCAUGUACUUUUUCCUCAGUAACCUGUCUCUGGCAGACAUUUGUUAUUCCUCAGCUGUCACUCCCACAGUCAUGGCUGGGCUCCUUAUAGGCGACAAGGUCAUCUCCUACAAGGCCUGUGCUGCUCAGAUGUUCUGUUUUGCAACCUUUGCCAGUGUGGAAAAUUUCCUCUUGGCAUCAAUGGCUUAUGACCGCUAUGCUGCCGUGUGCAGACCUCUGCAUUACACCACCACCAUGACAACAAGUGUGUGUGUUUGUCUGGCCAUUGGCUGCUAUGCUGGUGGUCUUCUGAAUGCCUCCAUCUACACUGGGGACACAUUCAGUCUCUCGUUCUGUAAAUACAAUGUGGUCCAUCAUUUUUUCUGUGAUAUUCCAGCAGUGAUGGUUCUUUCUUGCUCUGAUAGACAUGUUAAUGAGAUGGUUCUUAUUUAUGUUGUAACCUACAAUAUCUUUUUUGCCCUACUUGUCAUCUUAAUAUCCUAUACGUUCAUUUUUAUCACCAUCCUAAAGAUGCAUUCAGUAGCAGGAUACCAAAAGGCAUUGUCUACAUGUGCAUCUCACCUCUCAGCAGUUUCCAUAUUUUAUGGGACUGUCAUCUUUAUGUACUUACAGCCCAGCUCCAGUCAUUCCAUGGACACAGACAAAAUCAUAUCUGUGUUUUAUACUAUGGUCAUUCCCAUGCUGAAUCCUGUAGUCUACAGCCUAAGGAAUAAAGAGGUGAAGAAAGCAUUCAAGAAAGUUGUUGCAAAGGCAAAAUUGUCUAUAAGAUUGUGA
Molecule: messenger RNA, 942 nt
Organism: Lepus europaeus (European hare)
Lineage: Eukaryota; Metazoa; Chordata; Mammalia; Lagomorpha; Leporidae
Product: olfactory receptor 5B3-like
Exons: 1
Coding region: 4-942 (312 amino acids)
Biological process (GO): sensory perception of smell; G protein-coupled receptor signaling pathway
Cellular component (GO): membrane
Molecular function (GO): odorant binding; G protein-coupled receptor activity; olfactory receptor activity
Source: RefSeq, a predicted model, not a curated record